Molecule: messenger RNA, 3259 nt
Organism: Lycium barbarum (goji berry)
Lineage: Eukaryota; Viridiplantae; Streptophyta; Magnoliopsida; Solanales; Solanaceae
Product: putative disease resistance protein RGA3
Biological process (GO): defense response to other organism
Molecular function (GO): ADP binding
Source: RefSeq, a predicted model, not a curated record
AUGGGCAAGUGCACUUUCUAUGAAAUGAUUCAAUAAUUGAGUUUUGCUCAAGUCAAGCUUUGUGAACAAACCAGUCAACUUUGAACUGCCCAUAUUUCAUUCCAACAACUUACUUUGUUUCAAAAAUAUACAUUCAUUGUUUACGCACAUAAAAUUGUGUUACAAUUCCAGUAAUCUAGACUCCUUCCACAUAUCUAAUCGUUAUAGUGAAUUCAACAAAUGGCAGAAGCUUUCCUUCAAGUUCUGCUAGACAAUUUGAGUUCUAUUAUCCAAGGGGAACUUGGAUUUUUUUUUGGUUUUAAGGAGGAGUUUGAAAAGCUUUCAAGCACGUUUACUACAAUUCAAGCGGUCCUAGAAGAUGCCCAGGAGAAGCAAUUGAAGGACAAGGCAAUAAAGAACUGGUUACAAAAACUCAAUGUUGGUGCAUAUGAAGUUGAUGACAUCUUGGACGAAUGUAAAACUAAGGCAGCAAGAUUCAAGAAGACUGUAUUGGGGCAUCAUCAUCCACAGAUUAUCACUUUCCGUUACAAGGUGGUAAAAAAAAUGAAAGAAAUGAUGGAGAAACUAGAUGCAAUUGCGGAGGAACGAAGGAUGUUUCAUUUGCGCGAAAUAAUUGCUGAGAGACGAAUUGCUACACGUGAAACAGGUUUUCUUUUAACAGAACCAGAAGUCUACGGAAGGUAUAAAGAGGAGGAUGAGCUAGUGAAAAUUCCAAUUAAUGAUGCACAAGAACUUUCAGUGCUCCCUAUAAUCGGUAUGGGGGGACUUGGAAAGACGACACUUGCCCAAAUGGUCUUCAAUGAUCAGAGAGUGAUCGAGCAUUUCAACUUGAAAAUAUGGGUUUGUGUCUCAGAAGACUUUGAUGAAAAGAGGUUGAUAAAGGCAAUUAUAGAAUCUAUUGAAGGAAGGCCAAUUGGUGACCUGAAGUUGGCUCCCUUUCAAAAGAAGCUUCAGGAGUUGUUGAAGGGAAAACGAUACUUUCUUGUUUUGGAUGAUGUUUGGAAUGAAAAUCAAGAGAAGUGGGCUAAUUUAAAAGCAGUCUUGAAGGUUGGAGCAAGUGGUGCUUCUGUUCUAAUCACUACUCGUCUUGAAAAGGUUGGAUCGAUUAUGGGAACUUUGCAACCAUUUCAGUUGACAAAUCUAUCUCAAGAAGAUUGUUGGAUGUUGUUCAUGCAACGUGCAUUUGGGCAUCACGAAGAAAUAAAUCCUAAACUUGUGGCUAUUGGAAAGAAGAUUGUGAAAAAAUGUGGUGGUGUGCCUUUAGCAGCGAAGACACUUGGAGGUCUUUUACGGUUCAAGAGAGAAGAAAGUGAAUGGAAACAUGUGAAAGAUAGUGAGAUUUGGAAUUUACCCGAAGAAGAAAAUUCUAUUUUGCCUGUCCUGAGACUGAGUUACCAUCACCUUCCAAUUGAUUUGAGACAAUGUGUGUAUUGUGCAGUAUUCCCAAAGGAUACCAAAAUGAAAAAGGAAGAGCUAAUCUCUCUCUGGAUGGCACACGACUUUCUUUUAUCGAGAGAAAACUUGGAGCUAAAGGAUGUGGGUAAUGAAGUAUGGAAUGAAUUAUACUUGAGGUCUUUUUUCCAAGAGAUUGAAGUUAAAUCUGAUAAAACUUAUUUCAGGAUGCAUGAUCUCAUCCAUGAUUUGGCUACAUCUCUGUUUUCAGCAAGCAUGUCAAGCAGCAAUAUCCGCGAAAUAAAUGUAAGACAUUAUAACGAUAUGAUGUCCAAUAGAUGUUAUAACGAUAUGAUGUCUGUUGGUUUCGCUGAAGCGGUGUCUCCUUACUCUCCUCCACUGCUCUUGAAAAAGUUUCUCUCGUUAAGGGUGCUUAAUCUAAGUAACUCAAGAUAUAAGCGGUUAUCAUCUUCCAUUGGAGAUCUAGUACAUUUAAGGUACUUGAACCUGUCUGACACUGACAUUCCUAAUCUUCCAAAAAGGUUAUGCAAGCUACAAAAUCUGCAGACUCUUGCUCUCAAUAAUUGCAACCAACUUUCUUGUUUGCCAAAACAAACAAGUAAAAUUAGUAGUCUUCGGAAUCUUUUACUUGACAACUGUCCAUUGACUUCUAUUCCACCAAGGAUAGGAUCUUUGACAUACCUUAAGACUCUAGGUCGCUUUGUUGUGGGAAGCAAGAAAGGUUAUCAACUUGGUGAACUCCGAAACAUAAACCUUUGUGGUUCAAUUUCAAUCACACACCUUGAGAGAGUGAAGAAUGAUAUGGAUGCAAAAGAAGCCAAUUUAUCUGCAAAAGGAAAUCUGCACUCUUUAAGCAUGAGUUGGGAUGGACCACAUAGAUAUGAAUCAGAUUUAGUUAAAGUGCUUGAAGCCCUCAAACCACACCCCAAUCUGAAAUCUUUAAAAAUCAUUCGCUUCGGAGGAUACCGUCUCCCAGACUUUGGGGAGCUGCCUUGUCUAGAAAGUCUUAAGUUAGAAUACGGGUCUGCGGAGGUGGAGUAUGUUGAAGAGGAUGAUGUUCAUUCUGGAUUUCCCACAAGAAGAAGGUUUCCGUCCUUGAGGAAACUUCAUAUAAGUGGUUUUAGUAAUCUGAAAGGAUUGAUGAAAAAGGACGAAGAAGAGCAAUUGCCCAUGCUUGAAAAUAUGAUGAUUUCGGAUUGCCCUAUGUUUGUUUUUCCAGCCCUUUCUUCUGUCAAGAUAUUGGUUGUUCGUGGGCACACAUAUGCAACAGGUUUGAGAUCCAUAUCUAAUCUUAGCACUCUUACUUCCCUUGAAAUUGUGGGUAUCAAAGGGAUUUCACUCCCAGCAGCGAUGUUCAAAAGCCUUGCAAAUCUCAAAUACUUGCGUAUCUUUCGCAUCAAUGAUCUCAAAGAGCUGCCUACCAGCUUGGCUAGUCUAAAUGCUUUGAAGCGGCUGGAAAUUCGUUUAUGUUACGCACUAGAGAGUCUCCUCAAGGAAGGGCUGGAAGGUUUAACUUCACUCACAGAGUUAUCUCUUUUGGACUGCCAGAUGCUAAAAUCUUUACCCAAGGGACUGAAGCACCUAACAGCCCUCACAAGUUUAAUAGUUAAAGGUUGUCCGGAACUGGAAAAGCGCUGUGAGGAGGAGAUAGGUGAAGACUGGCACAAAAUUGCUCACAUUCCUGAUGUGGUUAUUGGAUGAGUCUUAUUUGUAAUUGUUUCUAGGUUUCUUUGUUUGUGAAUCUCCCACACUGGAUGCAAUUUUAUGAUUUUCUUUUAGAAACAAAUGAACGAUUUCUAAAGAUCCAUUUGUAUUAUACUUGUUAAUGUAAAAUUCAUUCACUCAA